Molecule: messenger RNA, 2046 nt
Organism: Hylaeus anthracinus
Lineage: Eukaryota; Metazoa; Arthropoda; Insecta; Hymenoptera; Colletidae
Gene: mTerf5
Product: transcription termination factor 5, mitochondrial
Exons: 6
Coding region: 411-1991 (526 amino acids)
Biological process (GO): regulation of DNA-templated transcription; termination of mitochondrial transcription
Cellular component (GO): mitochondrial matrix
Molecular function (GO): double-stranded DNA binding
Source: RefSeq, a predicted model, not a curated record
GCACCAUGUACCAAAGGACUUAAAAUUUGUCAAUGAAAAAGAAGACAUUUCAGUACAUUCACGUAGUCUCUUUCACAAUGUUGAAUAACCAACUUCCAAUUAUACUACUUCGCACAAGUUGGAAUCAAACUUGAUCUAAUAACUUCUGGUCACAGUUGGUUCUGGCGCGGAUGAACAAGAAAGGUCGUUGAAUGUUAAAAUGGUUUUACUGAUCUAUCCAUUUAUUACAAUCGAAAAAUGAUGUAAUAAUGUUAAGUAAAAUGUAACUUAAAUAACGACCUAUGAUUCCGUGGUAUAGAGAAAUAAUGAGAAUAAUGCCUUCGUUCAUGUGGAAUACGUUCUUACAUUUUCUAACCUCACAGUCGGUAUUUAAGUGUCUUGGUUGCUAAUAAAGUGAAUGUGAAACAAAAAUGUACAAAUUAUUUCCACAAAAAUCUAUCAGGAUAUGUCUUGGAAGAUCAGCCUCGACCUCUUUUUCUAACACAGAUAUUUAUGAUAUAUUGUCUACGCAUUUAGGUUAUGAUCAUGAUACUAUCAGGCGUAUUAUUCAAUCGCAGAUAGAUAUUACAAGAAUAUCUGAACAACGUAUUGUCUCGAACUGCAAAAUCUUGCAGGAAUUCGGUGUGCACACACAUGAAACGGCACAAUUGUCAGCGUGUUUGAAGCUAAGUUCCGUGAUUGUAAAGAAUAGAAUUUUAUUACUGGAAGAAGUGGGUGUUAAAAAUAUUACGUUGCAAUACAUCAAUAGAUUUCCAGUGUCAAUACACAAAUCAAUAAAAACUUUUAAAAGAUAUAGUAACAUGCCACCAGACACAGAUAUCGUGCAGAACAUUUGUGACAGUAUAGGAGUCAGACCAAAUGUAUGUAACAUAACAAAAUUAGAAUCACAUAUACAAUUAUCCAAUUUGUACUUCACUAUGAUGGUAUACUAUAAAUCGUUUUACCUCAAUUUAUAUCAUAAAAGCCUCACAAAUAAUCAUCACAUGAAAUUUAUAAGCUUUAGACAGUUUGCAAAGCUAAUAAGUAUUCUACAAAACCGAUUGCAGUUUAGUAAAGAGUUUUUGAGGAAACAUCCUUAUUUAUUGAACCUGUGUCCAGACAUGGUAGAGAAAUUUUUCCACAAUUUCGAAAAUUUAAGUAUUAAUAACAUGAAUAUAUACCAAAUAGUGAGAAAGUAUCCUCGAAUCUUAUUCAGCGAUGGAGACAAUAUAAAAGAAAUACUAAAAGUUUGCGAAGACAAGAAUAUUGAAACUAAAUCGAUGACAAAUAGUUUAUAUAUUCUAACAAUGAAGAAGAAGGUGUUUCUCGAAAGAUAUAACACUCUGGAGAAAACACCAGAAUUAAAAGUAUGGUUGCAACAUCCAAAGGCAUUUUACAUGAUCAUCAUGUAUAGAAUGGUCAUGACUCGAGUGGAAUACCUAUGUUCCUUGAAUCGUUUACAGAGUACAAACAUUCAAAAGAUUAUAGCUUCCAACAAGAUUUUCAAAAGAUUUGUGGAAGGUCGUAUCUACCAUACAUCUACCAGACAGGAUUUACUGUAUUUACUACACAAGGAAUUAGGAAAGUCAAACAUCGAUCUAGUUAACUAUAUAAUGAGGCAUCCUCAUUGGAAAUGUGUUACAGCUUUCUCUAUAUAUACAAUGCUGACAUAUUUGAAGCAAAUAUAUACAGUGGAAGACAUAUGCCAAAAUAUUCAUAUUGUACUUUAUCCAAAAGAUGUAGUUAGCAAAAUGCUGGAAAUGAUAUAUGCUAAAUACAAUGCGAAAAUGGGAUAUAACUUUAGUCCAAGUCAAUAUCUGGCAUUGUGUUUGUAUAUGUUAGAGAAGCAACACCAUUUUACUGGUGAUGCCAUUUGGUACGUAAUGUACGAUGAUCCAGACGCGGGUGAUGCCUUACAAACUUCUGCAAAUGUAGACAACAUCAAUUGUGAAGGAUUUGUUCCAGAUGUAAAUAUUAGUGCUAUAAGAGAAACAGCGUGGAUUGAACAGUAGCAUAAUUAUAUUUGAUAUGUAUAUAAACAAAAAAUAUAUACAUUUAAAACGGUAA